GCUGCCGUAAGUGAGGGUGGGGGCGGGGAGCUGGGCUGCGCCGUGCUACUGCCGGAGGAUGAAGAUGACGGGCUGCCGCCGCGGGCUCAGGUUAUGUCUGUUGCUGCUGGCCCUGGUGGGGCCCGGAGGCGCCUUACAGAACGUCACAGCCCAGCUCUUCGGGGCGGAGGCCUACGGGACAUUAGUGGCCUUUGGCGACUUCAAUUCGGACAAGCAGACGGACCUGUUCGUGCUGCGAGGCGGAAAUGAGUUGAUUAUCUUUUUGGCUGACCAAAAGGAGCCCUACUUUAAGCCCCGUAUUAAGUUACCAAUGAAAUCUCUUGGUGUUACCAUAACCAGUGUGGUUCCUGGAGAUUAUGAUGGUGAUUCACAAAUGGAUGUUCUCCUGACUACCUGGGCACAAAAUCAUGGCAGAGAUGAACUUUCAUUAUUUAUUUUCUGGGGGCACAACCAAACAUUAGAUCUUAAUCAUAAAACUAAGUUAAAUAAGACUUUUCAUGAUGAGCCUUUAGUAAUGGACUUUAAUGGAGACUUGAUUCCUGAUGUCUUUGGUGUCACAAAUGAUUCAAGUAAGCCACAGAUAUUGCUAGGCGGGAACUUCUCAUGGCAUGCUGCUUUGGAAACUAAAAGUAAAAUGCAUAUACCGCACUCUCAUGCAUUUAUAGAUUUAAAUAAUGACUUCACUGCUGAUUUGUUCCUUACUACGUCACCAAAUUCACAAAGCGUUCAGUUUGAGACAUGGAUAAAUACGGAUGGGAACUUCUCUACAACUGGAGAAAGUAAGGAAAUGCCUAGUGGUGUGAAAGUUGUUGGACAGUCCGUGUUUGCGGAUUUUGAUGGGGAUGGACAAAGUGAACAUUUAUUACCAGUCUGUGAAGAUAAAACAUGUCAAAAAAGUGCCAUCUACUUAACGAAGCUAGGAUUGGAUCAGUGGAUUCCAGUCUUGCAAGACUUCAGAAAUAAAGACACACUCUGGGGCUUUGUACCAUAUCAAAAUGACAGAUCUUCAACAGAAAUUUCAUUUCCAAUUACACUUCAUAUUGGAGAUUACAAUAUGGAUGGCUACCCAGAUGCACUUGCUAUACUAACGAACACAUCUGGAAGUAAUCAACAAGCAUUUUUACUAGAAAAUGUCCCAUGCAAUAAUGUAAGCUGCAAGACUGCACGUCGUAUGUUUAAAGUUUUUUGGGAGCUCUCGGAUCUAAAUCAAAUCAAGGAUGCAGUGGUAGCAACCUUCUUCGACAUAUACGAAGACGGAAUCUUGGAUAUUAUUGUGCUAAGCAAAAGCUACUCCAACGGGGACUUUGCUAUCCAUACAUUAAAAAAUAACUUUGAAGCAGAUGCUUAUUUUGUUAAAGUUAUUGUUCUCAGUGGCCUCUGCUCUAAUGACUGUCCUCGGAAAAUAACACCUUUCGGUGUUAAUCAGCCUGGUCCUUACAUCACAUACACUACUGUAGAUGCAAAUGGAUACCUGAAAAAUGGGUCAGCUGGACAGCUUAGCCAGUCAGCACAUUUUGCUCUCCAGUUGCCAUACAAUGUGCUAGGUUUGGGACGUAGUGCUAAUUUCCUCGACCAUUUGUAUGUUGGCAUUCCUCGUCCUUCAGGAGAAAAGUUGAUAAGAAAACAAGAAUGGACAGCUAUCAUACCAAACUCCCAGCUUAUAGUCAUCCCCUAUCCUCAUAAUGUUCCUCGAAGCUGGAGUGCCAAGCUGUAUCUGACCCCAAGUAACAUUGUGCUGCUAACAGCUAUAGCCUUAAUUGGUGUCUGCGUUUUCAUCCUGGCAAUAAUUGGCAUAUUACACUGGCAAGAAAAGAAAGCAGAUGACAGAGAGAAGCGACAGGAGGCUCAUCGGUUCCAUUUUGAUGCUAUGUGACAUGCCUUAAUAUUUAUGAAGGAGCUGCUACUCAUGUGCUUAAUUCAAAUACUAAAUUUUGAUUUGUAAAAUGAUUACCCUGAAAAUACUGCUGGUGUGCUAUUUGUAAAUGUUGCGUUAUUUGCUAUUUAUUUGGAAAGUAUUAAAGUUAGAACUGAAUGUCUCACAAGGCCUUUUGGUUAACAGUCUGUAUAUAACAGCAUUUGGUCUUUAUUUAACAGAACUGUAAAUUUAUUUUUCUUAGUAAAGGGAUGAAAUUGCAGGUACCAUUGUUUACGUACCACCAAUUCUUUAGUAACAUUUGACAGAAAGAAAGCUGUGUAAAUAAAGUUUAGCAUUUCAGUGA
Messenger RNA from Phalacrocorax carbo (great cormorant), 2219 nucleotides. The record is from RefSeq and is a predicted model, not a curated record. Lineage: Eukaryota; Metazoa; Chordata; Aves; Suliformes; Phalacrocoracidae.